GUGAGUCCAAGGUCACAGCUGGUUUCUGAGGACAGGCGGGUUUAGUAAUCCAAGUGAGAAGCCUGUCAAUAAAAAUGAAGAGAGCUGUCAAGAUCGGAACGGACGUCAUAAAACUCAGCAAAUCUAAAUCAGAAAUUGUUAAAGUACAGCGCUGCUGUAUGUGUACUUGCCUAAAACAGUGUAGAAAAAAACUUCUUCAAGUUCAGCAACAACAAAAUGCCUUACCAGUACAAACAAUGGUGCAUCUACCCGACCUGAACCCAUUCAGUAGGAACAGAAAAGAGGAAUACUCUGAAAGGAGAAUUUUAGGUUUUAGCAUGGAGCAAAUGUUUGAGGUGGUAGCUGAUGUGGAGAAUUACACACAGUUUGUGCCGUGGUGUACCAAGGCACAGGUGACAGCCAGAAGACCAGGCUCCUUUAAAUGUAAACUACAAGUUGGAUUUGGGCCUCUCUUGGAGAGCUAUACGUCAGUUGUCACAGCAACAAGGCCACAUUUAGUACGGUCCGUGUGCACGGAUGGUCGACUGUUUAACAAUCUAGACACAACAUGGCGCUUUAGUCCUGGUAUCCCAGGGCAACCGCAGACAUGCAUGUUGGAUUUCUCUGUUUCCUUCGAGUUCCGGUCUGCUCUCCAUGCAAAGAUGGCGCAUAUGUUUUUUGAUGAAGUCACUAAAACCAUGGUGAACGCUUUUUUAAAAAGAGCACAGAAACUUUAUGGACCUCCAACGGUCAUCAGGCCCAAAACUGUGGUCAAAAGUAAUCCAACAUCUUGACGCCGAACAGAAAGAACCCAUAAAAUUUUAGUCAAAUUUUAUUUAUUAUGAUAUAAAAUAUCAUUGAAGGAUUAUUGUAUAGAAUCUGUAAUAAACAAUUCUUUUUUAUGUAUGGACUUUUCAGUCUGAUUGAAAUUCAUGUCAAAAUGUACUGUAAUAAUUCCUAUGUGACUUCAAUUUUUUAAAAUUAAUUUGAAGAGUCAAGAUGUAUCCCAGAACUUAUAAACAGUUGGUCAAAUCCCCAAGGGUUGUGCACUGUACAUGUACUCCAGUUUGUUUCAUCUUCCUAGAAACGUAGCCUAUUUAAAUUGUUACGUGUAGUUGAAAAUUUUCUUAAUUAAAAUAAUGUAAUGAAGCCAAUUAGCAGAAUUCUGUCUUUUAUUUAACACCCAUCCUCCCAAGACUUGCACAAAGAAAGAAGUGGUCAGUUCUGGGCCAUCGUUCUUCACUCUACUGGCUGCCUCUAGAGGACAUCAUCUCCAAACCAAACGAUAUUCCUCCUUCGAUAUU
Lingula anatina is the source of this 1283-nucleotide messenger RNA. RefSeq names its product coenzyme Q-binding protein COQ10 homolog B, mitochondrial. Lineage: Eukaryota; Metazoa; Brachiopoda; Lingulata; Lingulida; Lingulidae. The record is from RefSeq and is a predicted model, not a curated record. Gene Ontology annotation, biological process: cellular respiration. Gene Ontology annotation, molecular function: ubiquinone binding. Gene Ontology annotation, cellular component: mitochondrion.